AAAAACCCACCACUUUGAGUGAAUCACACAGUUUUCAGCGGAAAAAAUCGAUUUUUUGCGGUAUAAAAUUGGAGGUCAACUUUUGACAUGACUGACGACGACAUCUUCGUGCCGGUUCGGGAAGCAAUCGUGUCGGAGGAAGUGGUCAAUUUGAAAUCCUUCUUCGUUAACGAAUUCAACAGGGAACCUCAAUUUUACGUUAGAGUCCCUGGGAGGGUCAAUAUCAUUGGGGAGCACAUAGAUUACUGUGGGUAUCCUGUCCUGCCAAUGGCCAUCCAGAAAAAUAUUAUUCUGGCUGUGGCAUCGACCGAUGAUGGGAUACUGCAGCUGAAGAAUGCCCAAAAUAGCAUCUACAGGCCAUUUAAAUGCUCUAUUGACUCAUUCAAGAUCGAACUACCGGAAGGCCGAGGUCCAGAAUGGUACAAUUACUUCCUGUGCGGAGUCCGUGGGGCACUGGAAGAGAUUACAGCGACUGGAGAUAGUAAGCCUAAAGGCCUAAUGGUGGCAGUUAGUGGAAAUAUCCCACCAGCUUCAGGUCUCUCGAGUUCCAGCGCUCUUGUGAGUGCAGCUUGUCUUGCCACAAUGCAUGCCAAUGGCCAGGAAUUGCAGAAGCAACUUCUUGCAACAAUUUCAGCCAGCAGUGAGCGUUAUAUUGGUACUCAGGGUGGUGGUAUGGAUCAGGCGAUUGCUUUUCUGGCCCGUCAGGGAUGUGCUCAGUUCAUUGAGUGGAAUCCGUUAAGAGCUAGUCCUGUUACCCUUCCCCCUCAGGCACUAUUCCUCAUCGCCAAUAGUCUUACAGAAGCCAACAAAGCUGCAACGUCAGAUUUCAACCAGAGAGUCGUUGAAUGCAGGCUAGGAUGUCGGCUUUUGGCUAAAAUAUCCGGACGGGCUGAUUGGAGGGACAUUCAGCAAUUUGCUCACCUGCAGGAAAUUUUAGGGUACUCCCUCGAUGAGAUGGAAACUUUAGCUCAGGAAUGUCUAACACGGGAUAUCUAUACCCGAGCUGAUCUCUUGACUGAAUUUCAAGUAGAUGCUGAUGACUUUGAAGAUUCAUUACUUACUCCCAAUACACGAUCCUCACAACUCUUUCGCGUUCGCCAGAGAGCCCUUCAUGUUUUCCAAGAAGCCAACAGAGUAACCAAAUUUCGCCAGGCUGCCCAAAAUGGCGACAUUGAGCAACUGGGAGAGCUCAUGAGGGCCUCUCAUGAGAGUCUUCGGCAUCUCUAUGAGUGUUCCCAUCAGAAUCUCAAUGAUCUCGUUGGGACAGUAGGCCGGGUGGGAGCCAGUGGAAGGCUAACAGGAGCCGGAUGGGGUGGAUGCAUUGUAGCCCUCUGUGACUCAAUAGAUCAAUGCGAUAGUGCAAUACAGGAGCUAAGAAAGUACUUUGCUCAGCGUCCAGAAGCCGAAGGACGCAACUUUGACGAUCUAGUCUUCAUCACGAAUCCCCAAAGAGGAGCAGAAGUGUUCCUCAACUAAAGCCAGUCUUUUCUGCAUUUAUUUUUUCAAUCCUUUUUGUGUUUUUUUGAUACACUUUAUGCUUUAUAAUUUCCAGUCAAUAAACUAUACAAGUGUUUUAAAAUAUAAUAGAUAAAAUUACUGAAAUAUACUUAUGUAUUAUAGUAAA
Phlebotomus papatasi is the source of this 1624-nucleotide messenger RNA. It is a transcript of the gene Galk, whose product is annotated as N-acetylgalactosamine kinase. The transcript is spliced from 4 exons. Gene Ontology annotation, cellular component: cytoplasm; cytosol. Lineage: Eukaryota; Metazoa; Arthropoda; Insecta; Diptera; Psychodidae. Bases 88 to 1476 code for a protein of 462 amino acids. Gene Ontology annotation, molecular function: ATP binding; galactokinase activity. The record is from RefSeq and is a predicted model, not a curated record. Gene Ontology annotation, biological process: galactose metabolic process; carbohydrate phosphorylation.